Molecule: messenger RNA, 2658 nt
Organism: Myxocyprinus asiaticus (Chinese sucker)
Lineage: Eukaryota; Metazoa; Chordata; Actinopteri; Cypriniformes; Catostomidae
Product: pre-B-cell leukemia transcription factor 3-like
Exons: 11
Coding region: 645-2054 (469 amino acids)
Biological process (GO): eye development; animal organ morphogenesis; neuron development
Cellular component (GO): nucleus
Molecular function (GO): DNA-binding transcription factor activity, RNA polymerase II-specific; RNA polymerase II cis-regulatory region sequence-specific DNA binding
Source: RefSeq, a predicted model, not a curated record
UUUUUUGCCAGUUAUUCACAGUCAAUGUGAUCAGUGCAUUUCUUUUUAACUACAUAAUAAUUAAUUUUGCUUAAUUAUUAGUUUCCAUCAGAGGCAUGGGAUGUUUUGUCUGCAGCUGUUUGUAAUACUACGGAUUUGUCCAAGUUUUCAAGAAGUGCACAAGGCGAAAUUAUCCUAAGAAGACAACAAUUAAGAAUUCCAGACAUCUGCGAAGGAGCCUCAACAAUCAUCCAGCUCUUCAAAGAAAAAAGACAAAUUGGCAUGAAGAUUCGGACAGGAUUGAACGGGCAACCACUGUCACCUGAAAGCUGAAGUUUACUUAAAUAAUAGGCAAGAAACAUCAUCGCUAUAUUUUCUCCAAUGGACAUUCAUAAAGGAGGAUCAAAGACGAUUUAAACCUUUUUUUUUUUUUUUCCAUAAAGUGAUUCCUGGGACAUCAAUUCCACUAUAUUUCAUCCGAGAUAGCGAUUUAUUGUAUUUGCUGCGUUGUGCACGAUACCGACCCGUUAAACAUCGCACAUGAAAUAAUCAAGGUUUUUUUCUUUUUUUUUUUUUUUUUUUCUUUUUUGCAUGUGCAUUAUCCGAGUUUAUUUUACCUAUAUCAGUGACUGAGCAGAAGCGCAUUGAUUGUGUUGCGGCGGACUAUGGACGAGCAAGCCCGGAUCAUGCAGGCUCUCGGCGGUGUCAGCCUGGCCGGUCACCCGGUACAGGGAGGCAUGGCUCUGCCGCCUCCACAUGGACACGACGGAACCGAUGGGGAUGGAAGAAAACAAGACAUCGGUGACAUUCUGCAUCAAAUCAUGACCAUCACCGACCAAAGCCUGGACGAGGCGCAAGCAAAGAAACAUGGGCUCAACUGUCACAGAAUGAAGCCAGCCCUCUUCAGUGUGCUCUGCGAGAUCAAAGAGAAAACAGGUCUAAGUAUCCGCGGGGCUCAGGAGGAAGACCCACCCGAUCCUCAGCUGAUGCGUCUUGACAACAUGCUUCUGGCGGAAGGCGUUUCUGGACCGGAGAAGGGCGGAGGAUCGGCGGCGGCAGCAGCGGCGGCGGCAGCAGCCGGCAGUCCCACUGACAACUCCAUUGAACACUCUGACUACAGGGCCAAACUCUCCCAGAUCAGACAGAUCUACCACACCGAGCUAGAGAAAUAUGAGCAGGCAUGUAACGAGUUCACAACCCACGUCAUGAACCUGUUGAGGGAGCAAUCUCGCACACGGCCCAUCUCGCCCAAAGAGAUCGAGCGCAUGGUCAGCAUCAUCCACCGCAAAUUCAGCUCCAUCCAAAUGCAGCUUAAGCAGAGCACCUGUGAGGCCGUCAUGAUCCUGAGGUCCCGCUUCCUUGAUGCCAGACGGAAACGGCGGAACUUCAGCAAGCAGGCCACCGAAAUCCUGAACGAGUACUUUUACUCACAUCUUAGUAACCCUUAUCCCAGCGAAGAGGCCAAAGAGGAGCUUGCUAAGAAGUGCAGCAUAACAGUAUCCCAGGGGGUGGGAACCACCAUCACAGUGGCACAGGUGUCUAACUGGUUUGGCAACAAGAGGAUCCGUUACAAAAAAAACAUUGGCAAGUUCCAAGAGGAGGCCAACCUGUAUGCCGCUAAGACAGCCGUGACUGCCGCGCACGCAGCAGCUGCCGCAGUCCAGAACAGUCAGACCAAUUCGCCCACCACACCCAACUCCGGAUUCCAGAUGAAAGAUGAAGAAUUUCAGCUGGACUCUGCAGAGAACAAAAACACUCUAUUAACCAACAUGUUCACUGGUUCGUCAGGUUCUUUUAACCUCCCAAACUCGGGGGACAUAUUCAUGAGCAUGCAGAAUCUGAAUGGGGAUUCUUACCAAGGGGCACAAGUCGGAGCCAAUGUGCAGUCACAGGUGGAUACCCUGCACCAUGUUAUCAGUCAGACGGCAGGAUACAAUGAUGCCCUGGGGGGGAAUUCCAUGUAUAGUCCACAUGGCUUGAAUGGUAACGGGGGAUGGCAGGAUGCUAUGACUCCAUCCUCUAUGAUCUCCCCUACAGAAGGCCCUGGUAGUGUGCACUCUGAUACCUCGAACUGAUCUCAUUUUUGGCCCCUUCCCAAGCUGUGGAUAACCAAUUACAGAAUUACAAAAUCACAGACUGACCAAUCAGAGACAGAAUAAACUCACAGCUAAUCCAGAAACAUCUUCAUGGAAUUCUCAAGCAUUCAGAUCCACGGUACUUCUACAAUUCCACAAUGUGUUUUGGAAAGCUGGACAUUUCUUAGCCGUCACAUCAGUCCACUGCAAUUUUUACUUACAAUCUCUCCUCCGAUUACAAUAAACUAAUACGUAUAUGUUGUUUAUUUUUUCAUUUGAAGUGUACAUGCUCAAAAUGUAUGCAUUAUCAAGUGUUUUUCUCUUUGGGUUUUCAUACCUAAGAUCAUUUUGUAUUUAGUAUUGCUUAUAACCCCUCUCCAUUGUUCUAAGCAACUGUAAGCUUUAGUACAGGAAUGCAAGAACUGAUACUUACAAAAAUAUAUUCAGAUUAUGCUAACCCAUGCAUUUAACAAGGCUAAAUGCUACAGAAGGCAGCUUGGAGAAUUCAUUUCCGAAAUGAUUUGUAUGUUUUUUUUUUUUUUUUUUUUUUUUGAGCUUUUGAGCUUUUGACAUCACAUUGAUUUGAACAAGACUAAAGACUAAA